Leguminivora glycinivorella is the source of this 4962-nucleotide messenger RNA. RefSeq names its product glycogen debranching enzyme. Gene Ontology annotation, molecular function: 4-alpha-glucanotransferase activity; amylo-alpha-1,6-glucosidase activity. The transcript has 25 exons. The record is from RefSeq and is a predicted model, not a curated record. Bases 1 to 4863 code for a protein of 1620 amino acids. NCBI's taxonomy places the organism in Eukaryota, Metazoa, Arthropoda, Insecta, Lepidoptera, Tortricidae. Gene Ontology annotation, biological process: glycogen biosynthetic process; glycogen catabolic process.
AUGCGUGCACGGCGGGUGUAUAAGAGGCGGCGGGCGCCGCGGCGCGCACUCCCGCGACAUGCUGCGGCGCGACUCGGCGCGCGAGCGCGAGCUCGAGCACCGCGCGCUCGACAAGCCGGACGACAAGCAGCCCCGCCCGAGGGCGCGCACGCCCGACGGCGCCGCGGCUGCGCUGCCGAGGGUGCGCUCUCAAAGGCAGAUGGCGAUCGAGCGCGGCGCGGCGGCCGAGGUGGCGCCCACCCCGCGCCCGCCCUCCCCGCCCCCGGGGGCGCGCCCCCCGCCGCCGCCACCACGCGCCUGCUCACGCUCGAGCACGGCGAGCACCACGACUCCACCAUCUACCGGUUCGAGAAGGGCACGACCGUCCGGUUCCGCCCGGGGCCCAGCCUGCUCGGCCGCAAGGUGUUCCUCUACACCAACUACAUCAUCACCGACAGCCAGGAUGAGAAGGCGGAGGUGUCGGAGUUCGUCCGCAACCAGUACUACGCGCUGGAGUGGCGGCGCGAGGAGGAGCAGGGGGGCGCGCGGGAGGAGCUGGGCGCGGGCGCGCUCGUCACCGACACCGACCUCUACGCGGACCUCAGGCUCGCGCGCGCCGGGCCCUUCCACUACUACUUCGUCUAUGACAGCGCGGAGUCGGCGAUCGGGCCGCGCGGGUCGGGCUGGCUGCAGGUGGCGGCGGGCGUGCGCGUAGGCCCGGGCGGGCGCGACGUGCUCCCGGUGGAGGCGCUCGCGUGCCAGACCGUGCUCGCCAAGUGCCUCGGCCCGCUCGCCCGCUGGGAGGACACGCUGCGCGUCGCCAAGGAGAGCGGCUACAACAUGAUACACUUCACGCCCAUACAGGAACUGGGCGCUUCCAACUCGAGCUACAGCCUGGCGGACCAGCUGAAGCUGAACCCGGCGUUCGGCGCGGACGCGUCGUUCGCGGACGUGGACAACCUGCUCACCAAGCUGCGCUGCGAGUGGCGCGUGGCCUCCAUCUGCGACGUGGUGCUCAACCACACCGCCAACGAGACGCCGUGGCUAGCGUUGCACCCCGAGGCGACAUACAACUGCGUGAACGUGCCGCGCCUGCGCGCCGCGGCGCUGCUGGACGCGGCGCUGGCGCGGGUGACGCGCGACGCCGCGCGCGGCGACCUGCUGCCGCGCGGCAUCCCGCCCAAGGUCAACGAGCACGAACAUUUGGAGGCGGUGCGGCACUACCUGGAGUCGGCGGUGCUGCCGGAGCUGCGGCUGCACGAGCUGUACUGCUGCAACGUGCCCGAGCUGCUGCAGCAGUUCUACUGCCUCGCGCGCAACAAGGUGCCGCCGGUGUCGGCGGGCGCGGCGGCCGAGCUGGCGCUGGUGCCGGACCCGCAGCACCGCCGCCUGCACGCCACCGUCGACAUGGACCGCGCGCUGCAGCUGUACAACGUGUACCGCGCGGACUGCUACGACGAGGAGGCGCGCCUGAAGAAGUGCUGCGAGGAGCUGCGGCGGCGGCUCGAGGAGCUGAACGCCGCCGCGCGCGAGGAGCUGCAGGGCCACCUGCGCGCCGCGCUCGACAACUGCGUCGCCGGCAUGAGAUACUUCCGCUUGCAGGCCGACGGGCCUAAAAUAGAAGAAGUCAGCGAGAAGAAUCCCCUGGUGCCGAGGUACUUCACGGCGGCGGGCGAGUGCGGGUCUGCGGCGGAGGCGGAGGCGCUGGUGUUCGGCGACGGCGGCCGCUACGUGAUGGCGCACAACGGCUGGGUCAUGGACGCCGACCCGCUCAUGGACUUCGCGCACUCCUCGCACGUGUACCUGCGCCGCGAGCUCAUCGCCUGGGGCGACAGCGUCAAGCUCAGGUACGGCGACAAGCCGGAGGACAGCCCGUGGCUGUGGGCGCACAUGCGCGAGUACGUGGAGCUCACGGCCGAGCUGUUCGACGGGCUGCGCCUCGACAACUGCCACUCCACGCCGCUGCACGUGGCGGAGUACAUGAUGGACUGCGCCCGCAACGUGAAGCCGGACCUGUUCGUGGCGGCCGAGCUGUUCACCAACUCCGACCACGUCGACAACAUCUUCCUCAACCGCCUCGGCAUCUCCGCGCUCAUCCGGGAGGCGCAGGCGGCGUGGGACUCGCGCGAGCAGGGCCGGCUGCUGCACCGCUUCGGCGGCCGCGCCGUCGGCGCCUUCCGCCGCGCCGCCGUCGACGUCGCUCGCCCCGGCCUCGCUCCCGCCCUGCUGCUCGACCUCACGCACGACAACCCCUCGCCGCUCGAGAAGCGCUCCGUGCACGACGUGCUGCCCACAGCGGCCCUGGUGUCGAUGGCGUUCUGCGCGGCGGGGUCGACGCGCGGGCUGGACGAGCUGGUGCCGCACCACGUGCACGUGGUGGACGAGGCGCGGCUCUACCCCGCGUGGGGCGAGGGCGAGGGCCGCGUGGGCGCCGCCACCGGCCUGCUCGCCGCGCGCAAGGAGCUCAACCUACUGCACUGCCAGCUCGCCCAGCAAGGCUACGACGAGGUGUACGUGGACCAGAUGACGGAGGCGGUGACGGCGGUGACGCGGCACUCGUCGGUGUCGCGGCGCUCGGUGCUGCUGGCGGCGCACACGGCCUUCGCGCCGCCGCAGGGCGACGCGCCGCUCCCGCCGCCGCUGCGCUUCGAGGGCGACCUCGAGGAAAUACUCUUCGAGAUGGAGCUACAACCCAGGAGCGGCGCGGCGUACAGCGCUAGCGCGCGGUACAUCAACGGGCUGGAGCAGUGGACGGCGGCGGUGCGGCGGCGGCCGGCGGCGGACGCGGCGCGCUUCGUGGCGGCGGCGCGGCGCGAGGGCGCGCUCACCGUGCUGGACUGGCGCGCCUUCCCGCCCGGCGCCGUCAUCGCCUUGAGGAUAGCGCCGCGAGCCGCGCAGCGCGCCGCGCUGGACGGCGUGCGCCGCACGCUGGCGCUGUGGGAGGCGGGCGCGCCGGACGCGCUGGGGCUGGAGCGCGCGCUGGCGCCGCUGCAGCUGGCGGACUACAACGCGCUGCUGUUCCGCUGCGACGCCGAGGAGCGCGACGCGGGCGCCGGCGGCGUCUACGACGUGCCCGGCCACGGCCCGCUCGUCUACGCCGGCCUGCAGGGGCUGAUGUCGCUGCUGGAGGAGGUGCGGUCGGAGGACGCGCUGGGGCACGCGGUGUGCGACAACCUGCGCGCCGGCGACUGGCUGCUCGACUACACGUGGCGGCGGCUCUCCUCCCCCGCGCUCGCCGACGUGGCCAGCAGGCUGCGCGAGCUGCUCGCGCCGCUCUCCGACCUGCCCAGGUACCUGGUGCCGACGUACGCGGAGGCGACGCUGCGCGCCGUGCACGCCGCCGUGACGCGCGCCGCUCUAGCGCGCAUGACGCCCGAGGCCCGCUCCGGCGAGGUGGCGCGCGCGCUGGCGCUGUGCAGCGUGCAGCUGCUGGGCGCGGUGCCGAGCGCGACGUUGCCAGCUCUGUCGCCCGCGCUGGCGCCGCCGCGGCCGCCGGGCAGCACGCUGUCGGCGGGGCUGCCGCACUUCGCCGCCGGCUACAUGCGCUGCUGGGGCCGCGACACCUUCAUCGCGCUGCGCGGCGCCGCCAUCCUCACCGGCCGCUACCAGGAGGCGCGCGCGCACAUCCUGGGGUUCGCGGGGUGCCUGCGGCACGGGCUCAUCCCCAACCUGCUGGACGGCGGUCGCAACGCGCGCUACAACUGCCGCGACGCCGUCUGGUGGUGGCUGCACGCCAUCAAACAGUACGUGUGUGAGGCGCCGGCGGGGCUGGCGCUGCUGGCGGAGCCGGUGUCGCGGCUGUUCCCCGCCGACGACGCCGCGCCCGCGCCGCCCGGCGCCGCCGACCAGCCGCUGCACGACGUCAUGCAGGAGGCGCUCGCCGUGCACUUCCAGGGCCUCGUGUUCCGCGAGCGCAACGCCGGCCGGCAGAUCGACGCGCACAUGACGGACAAGGGCUUCAACGUGCAGAUCGGCGUGCAGCCCGACACCGGCUUCCCCUUCGGCGGCAACGACGCUAACUGCGGCACCUGGAUGGACAAGAUGGGCUCCUCCGAGCGCGCCGGCACGCGCGGCCGCCCCGCCACGCCGCGCGACGGCAGCGCCGUGGAGCUGGUGGCGCUCGCCUACAGCGCCGUCAGCUGGCUCGCCGACCUGCACCGCGCCGGCCGCUUCCCGCACGCCGGCGUCGCGCGCCGCCACCCCGACGGCGCGCUCACCUCCUGGACCUACGCGCAGUGGGCCGAGCGCAUCCGCCGCGCCUUCGAGCGCCACUUCUGGGUGCCCCCCGCGCCCUCCGCCCAAGACCUGCGCCCCGACCUCGUGCACCGCCGCGCCAUCUACAAGGACUCGCACGGCGCCUCGCAGCCCUGGGCCGAUUACCAGCUGCGCUGCAACGCCGUCGUCGCCAUGGCCGUCGCGCCCGACCUCUUCGACCCCAAGCACGCGUGGCAGGCCCUGGACACCACCGAGAAGGUGCUGCUCGGCCCGCUCGGCCUGAAGACGCUCGACCCGGCCGACUGGGCGUAUCGGCCCGAGUACGACAACUCCAACGACUCGGACGACCCGAGCGUCGCGCACGGCUUCAACUACCACCAGGGCCCCGAGUGGGCGUGGCCGCUCGGCUUCUACCUGCGCGCGCGGCUCGCGUUCGCGCACGACGCCGGCCGCUGGGCCAAGACGCUCGCCGCCGUGCACGCCGCGCUCGCCGCGCCCGCCGCCGAGCUGCGCCGCUCGCCGUGGCGCGGCCUGCCCGAGCUCACCGGGCCCGGCGGCGCGCCCUGCCGCGACUCCUGCCGCACGCAGGCCUGGUCCAGCGCCUGCCUGCUCGAGCUGCUGCACGAGCUGCGCGCGGCGCGGCGCGCGCGCCCGCUGCCCGCCGACUGACGCCGCCCGCGCCGCCUCCGCCACGCGCCCGCCGCCGCCGCCGAGCGCACCUACGCCGAGCCCUACGAGGCGGCGCCGGGGCCGCGGCCGCGCCGGCCC